AUGGACGUGCUGAAGCGCGAGCUCCAGCGCAAGCGCCAGCUGAUCGACGCCGACUUCGGGGGCCGCAAGGUCCUCCGCCGCGCCGAGAUCGAGGCGCGCGAGAUCCAGCGCCUCCGCGCCGCCGAGCGGGAACGCCUGCUCGAGAAGCAGCGAAAGCGGGAGCAGCAGCAGCAGCAGCAGCUCCGGUCCUCCCGCCCCGCCGCCUCGGCAUCGCCCUCCGCGUCCUCCUCCUCAUUACCUCCACCCGCCGUCGUCGGCGAGGCGGCGAAGGCCGAGCGCGCGGACGCUCCGAAAGAGUCGUCGCUCCCGAGGGAGGAGGUCGUGCGGCGGUUGCGGCUGCUGCGCCAGCCGGCCACGCUCUUCGGCGAGGACGACGCCGCGCGCCUCCGCCGCCUCCACGACGUGCUCGAGGACCCCGCCGCGGUCGCGGGCAUCGACGCCGCGGAGAUCGGGGAGGGGCAGACCAACGACUUCCUCCGGGACAUCCAGGCCCUGCGUGCCAAGGCGGUGGCGGCGAAGCCCAAGGCGGUCGGCGCGGCCGAGAGGAGCGACGGCGGGAAAGAGGAGAAGCAAGAGGUUCCGUUCGAGGAUCUUUGCGAGGAGGACAAGAUCGUAGCCUUCUUCAAGAGGCUGCUGAGCGAGUGGAGCCGGGAGGUGGACGAGAUGCCCGAGGCCGAGCGCCGGACCGCCAAGGGCAAGGCCGUGGUGGCCACCUGCAAGCAGUGCGCGCGCUACCUCGAUCCCCUCUUCAAGCUCUGCGAGAGGAAGGCUCUCCCCGACGACGUCCAGCGCGCGCUGCUCGACGUGGUGAAGUGCUGCAUGCGGCGGGACUACCUGGCGGCGACGGACAACUACAUCAAGCUGGCGAUCGGCAACUCGCCGUGGCCGAUCGGAGUGACCAUGGUGGGCAUCCACGAGCGGUCCGCCCGCGAGAAGAUCCACACCAACAGCGUCGCGCACGUGAUGAACGACGAGACGACGAGGAAGUACCUGCAGUCGGUGAAGCGGCUCAUGACCUUCUGCCAGCGGAAGUACCCCACGGACCCGUCCAGGUCCGUCGAGUUCAACAGCCUCGCCAACGGCAGCGACCUGCAGGCUCUCAUGGCCGAGAAGAGCGCCAACGGCUCGGAUGAGACGCUUCGGCUGGUGGCCGCAUCGUGA
This is a messenger RNA of Lolium rigidum, 1161 nucleotides long. RefSeq names its product pre-mRNA-splicing factor 18-like. Gene Ontology annotation, biological process: RNA splicing; generation of catalytic spliceosome for second transesterification step. The transcript is spliced from 2 exons. Gene Ontology annotation, cellular component: U5 snRNP; U2-type post-spliceosomal complex; U4/U6 x U5 tri-snRNP complex. The record is from RefSeq and is a predicted model, not a curated record. NCBI's taxonomy places the organism in Eukaryota, Viridiplantae, Streptophyta, Magnoliopsida, Poales, Poaceae. Bases 1 to 1161 code for a protein of 386 amino acids.